AUGAAUCUUAGGGUGAAGACUAGGAAGAAGGGGCCGACCGGACGGUCCACCCCCGGCCCCUCCUCAGGCAUUGUUCAGGGCGUGUCCACCCGAGAGUGGUUGCUCGAGGUCACCGACGACGGCAUGUUCAUCAACCUCAUGCGGACGUACUUCUCCACGAUUGGCGACUCGGCGCACCCGAACCACCCGGACCCGCGAGUUCGCGCAAUCACCAACUUCCAGGAGUUGCUUGUCGUCGCCUUCCGCGAGUUCAACGUCAUUACCGACGACACGAUCGUAACUGAGCGCCGCAGGCUUCGCGCUAUCAUCGCGGAUGAGAUUGAGAAGUUCUCGAAGCGUGCUGCUGUGCGCAACCUGAAGAACGUUGGCCGCUUCAACAAGGAGCAGGUUGGCAUCAUCUACGACCACUACUUCCGCGCGGUUUGCUCGCCCGAGGCUGGCCCCAUCGGACCCGUCCCUGCUCCUGCACCGGGAGAGGUCGAGCAGGCGCGUAUCACGGUUGACGCGCAGGGUCGUGUCGAGACGCGCAUCGAUCUCCGUGGUUUCAAGGUGCUCCUCGCUGGUGUCUGCACGUGGGCGCGCGAGGAGACCGUCACAACCAAUGCCUUCAUCCAGCGCACAGAACGUCGUGUCGCAGACGGCGAGAUCAUCGACCGCCUGUUCUACUCGUGGGACACGCAGAAGCUCGGCACGCUGUCGCUGCAGGACGUCGUCGAGGGACUUGACCGCGUCAUGUCCGCCGGUCUCAUGGAGUCGAGUUGCUGGGCGCAGGAGAGCGCACCGAGUUGGCUGAGGUCUCCGACCACAGUCUCAGCCCCGCAGGUUGCUCUCCGUCCCGGCUCGCUGACCACCUUUACCGCCGCGCCGUCCCGUUUCCAACGACAACUCGACUCCGCGACUACUGGGAUCGGCCGUAUCUGA
Molecule: messenger RNA, 921 nt
Organism: Trichosporon asahii var. asahii CBS 2479
Lineage: Eukaryota; Fungi; Basidiomycota; Tremellomycetes; Trichosporonales; Trichosporonaceae
Product: GTPase-activating protein
Exons: 2
Coding region: 1-921 (306 amino acids)
Source: RefSeq, a predicted model, not a curated record